This is a messenger RNA of Eublepharis macularius, 4583 nucleotides long. RefSeq names its product fyn related Src family tyrosine kinase (gene FRK). Bases 341 to 1948 code for a protein of 535 amino acids. Gene Ontology annotation, cellular component: extrinsic component of cytoplasmic side of plasma membrane. Gene Ontology annotation, biological process: cell differentiation; protein phosphorylation; cell surface receptor protein tyrosine kinase signaling pathway. The transcript has 8 exons. NCBI's taxonomy places the organism in Eukaryota, Metazoa, Chordata, Lepidosauria, Squamata, Eublepharidae. The record is from RefSeq and is a predicted model, not a curated record. Gene Ontology annotation, molecular function: signaling receptor binding; ATP binding; non-membrane spanning protein tyrosine kinase activity.
UUUACGUACCUUUUCUGUUUACCUUUUCUGUUGCUUCUAGAUCUUCCCCCCUUCUGAUCAGAAGAGGAAGUGAAAAAUUCCCCUGACAUGAACAAUUGCACUUCAGGACUCAGGUUUCACUUCUGAGUCUGGAUCUGGAAAGCAACAAGGAAACUCUCAGUGAAGAUUUAGGGGAGAGGCAGAGAAGGAGAAGCUCCAAGACUACAGGUGUGCAAAAACUGUGGAAAAGAAUUUUAGAAUGGUGAUUAAAGAAGAAAAUAAGAUGUGUUUCAAAGGAGUUGUAAAUGCCUAGUUUAGAAAAACAGCUGAAGGAAAACAAGCUGCAAAAAAGGGGAAUAGCAUGGGGAACUGUUGUCAGAAACAUUGUGCUUGUCUGGAGCCCUACGUAUCUUGGCUUUUCCAUGUCUGCAACUGCAGAUCGGGGGAUAAAUACAAGACUGAUCAAAUCAUCUGCAACCCAGCAGUAGUUUCCUCUCCAGGACAACUCAGCCAACCUGAUGGGGGUGGACAGGUCAAUAUGAGAGUCUUGCCUCCUCUUCCUCCAUCAGAGCAGAACUGUAAUUUUGUGGCCCUGUUUGAUUACCAAGCCCGUACGGAAGAAGAUCUGAGCUUCCAAGCUGGAGACAAGCUUGAAGUUCUGGAUAUGUCACAUGAAGGAUGGUGGUUUGCAAAGCUGCACUUGGGGAAUGGGUUUGCCAGGCCUGGACAGAAGCUUCAAGGCUACAUCCCUGCCAACUAUGUUGCAGCAGAGCAAAGUAUUGAAGCUGAACCGUGGUUUUUCGGAGCUAUGAAACGAGCAGAUGCAGAGAAACAACUGCUAUCCAUUGGAAGUCAGGCAGGAGAAUUUCUAAUCAGGGAAAGUGAAAGUCAAAAAAGCCAAUACUCACUUUCAGUGUUUGACGGCACGGCUGUGAAGCACUACCAAAUCAAACGGCUGGACAGUGGAGGAUUUUUUGUGACCAGAAGGAAAACAUUUCAAACUUUGACGGCUUUUGUCAGGCACUACAGUAGGAGCAGCGAUGGACUCUGUAUACGGCUUGGGAAACCAUGUAUAAAGACACAAGUUCCGGCUCCUUAUGAUUUGUCAUACCAAACCGCAGAUCAGUGGGAGAUAGACCGCAGCUCUUUGCAGUUCUUGAAAAGGUUGGGUUCUGGCCAGUUUGGUGAGGUUUGGGAAGGCUUAUGGAAUAAUACCACACCUGUGGCAAUCAAAACAUUAAAGCCAGGUUCAAUGGAUCCAAAAGACUUCCUGAGGGAAGCACAUAUAAUGAAGAACCUGAGACACCCCAAGCUUAUACAGCUGUAUGCUGUUUGCACUUUAGAGGAUCCAAUUUAUAUUAUUACAGAACUGAUGAGACAUGGAAGUCUGCUAGAAUACCUCCAAAAUGAUAGUGGUUCCAGGAUCCACUUGCCUCAGCAGGUGGACAUGGCAGCUCAAGUUGCCUCAGGAAUGGCUUAUCUUGAAUCUCAGAAUUAUAUCCACCGUGACUUGGCAGCCAGAAACGUCCUUGUUGGUGAACACAAUGUUUACAAAGUGGCAGAUUUUGGACUUGCCCGGGUUUUUAAGCUAGAAAAUGAAAAUGUAUAUGAAGCCAAACAUGAAACAAAACUGCCUGUGAAAUGGACAGCUCCUGAAGCAAUCCGCUCCAGUAAAUUCAGCAUUAAGUCUGAUGUGUGGUCAUUUGGGAUACUUCUCUUUGAAAUAAUUACAUACGGAAAGAUGCCUUAUUCAGGUUUGAUGGGCUAUCAAGUAAUCCAGAGAUUGGAUCAAGGAUACAGAAUUCCUCAGCCAGAGAACUGUCCUCAAGAAUUGUAUAACAUUAUGCUUCAGUGCUGGAGUGUUGAACCUCAGGAACGGCCAACUUUUGAAACAUUGCACUGGCAACUGGAAGAUUAUUAUGAUAUGGAUUCUAUAUCCUAUGUUGAUUCAAACUCUUUUGUAAAAUGAACUGCAAAAUAUUCCUAAGGAUCAUUUGACUGAGAAUGACAGAAAAAUAACUGUGUUCCUUUAGAAAAGUUUCCCUUUAUCAUUUGAUUGCCUUUUGCAAAACAUGUAUUUCCAGCAUCCUCCUAUAGCAAACACACUCUGGGUCAUAGAGUAUAUAUCUCCAGCAUGUUUACAGUCUGAUUCAUGUAUCAGGUGGAGCAGAGUCAUAUCUUUGAAAGCUGAUGACGUAUUAAAUUUAGUAGGGUGCUACAAGUUACAUUAGAUGGCAGCCAUAUUCAAAGACCCAAGUGCCAUUAGUUGAUAUCCUAUGACCACUGUACAGUGUAGAUAAAAGUUAAUAAACACCUCAUGCCAAGAUGCAGAGAGCACAGCAAUUACAAUAGUGUGCAUAACAACCCCACUGCAACCCAUUACUCAUGCCACCAUGUGCCAGUGACACACCCAUGGUAGAUGGAGAUGGAAACACCAGUGUUUGCCAGGCAAGGAAGAUGCAGAAGCUGGAACAGUAACAAGAGGACCCACAACAGCACAAUCAAAGGAGGAAUUCUGGUCAUCUCCCCCAAUAGCUCACUAGGAAAAGGCACCCAUAUGGCAAACAACCCAUGGAUUUGAAUUUCACACAAAAAGGCAAAGCAUAACUUUUGGCCACCAGGUUGAUCAGCAGCAUAGCAGAAGAGAGAGAGAAGACUAGAACCCACCCACUUGGAGGUAGUCCUUUAACCACACCGUUAGUAAUACUCAGCAGCCCUGGUGCUGGCACCAGCCAUACAUAGCAGGGCAGGCAGGCUAGCAUAGGACAGUGGAAAUACACAACUAUAGCAUAUGAGAUGGGGAGCCAGAGAAUUCUGGAAGCAUCUCAGCCAUAGCCUCAAACACCAAUAAGCUAGACAUGUUUAUUGCUGUUUUGUAUGCCAGUCAUUUUGGAUGGCAAACCCCUGUGCACCAUCUGGUAACUGCAGUCGGGGUGUUCAUUGCUGCAUAGCAGCUAUAAAUGUACUCUGGUCAUUGCAGCUGUUGGUCAUGUUGCAGGCUCACCUUGUGAUAGACAUUGCAAUAUUAACGGAGUCCAUCCUGACCUCUGCCCAUGUCAGACUCUUGCCUUCAAGGAGUCUAAAGAGGUAUCUAAAUGGUGAUGAGUAUUGUUCCGCAAUAGCAGUGAACAGCAAGUGGGUCCCACAGUUCUACACAUGGCACUCUUGUAGGUCCUCCAGUCUCCUCUUUCUCGGAAGUUCCCAUGUGGUGGGGAGAACCUCUUGGUGACAGGUUAUAGCCACGUGCCAAUACUUAUUCAUCCCUUGUCAGGAACAGCAUUGAAAUUUUGUCUGCCGCAUCAGCUGGAAUGGCUCCAUGGGGAUCUGAUCCUGUGAGGCAACAGACAUCAUUUGUGUAUGCUUCCUUUAUCCCCACGUGCCAUGGGAGUUACACCAGCAUGACAUUGUAUUGAUAGUGUGGUACAAUGCUGCUGGCAUAUCUGCAGCAAGGGCUCGCCUUUUGUAUGGUAUAUAAUUACUGCUAGCAACUGUUGAAGUGUGGGAGGGGGUUGGUGCAGCAAUGGACAGAAUGGGUGAGGGGAUCAUAGGGAAGUUGCAAAAGUCACAGUUUAGGGCAAGGCCCCCCUCCACUUAACUGGCUGGGGUACAUUGUUCUUAUACCCAUAGCUGCAGUAACAGAGCCUUUCCCUUUGGUCUUCUGUGUCCUGAAGCAACCAGAAAGAGGUCUGAGUCAAGCAGGGUUAGGCAUAUGCUGCAACAAUGUUGUUUCCAUCUCUUGGGGGUUUGUGCAAAGUGCCUUUUGAGGAGUGGCUGAGAGGCAGUUGCUGGUUCCCUUGGCAUGUAUUGUAUGGGAUUUGCAAAAUUGAAUGAGGUAUGAAUGAGGCUGGGGACACUUACGAUACCAACUAAAUGCCAGUCUGCCCCUUGACAAGCCCUUGACACCAGUGAAGUUUUGGCACUGCUGUAUUUCCAGAGUCACUUUGAAAUUCUCUAUGGUACCUUGGAAUUAUAUGAUAUAAACCAUUCAGAGGCAUUAAAAUAGUAAUGAAUCUUAAGAAAUGUAUGUCUAUUAAAAUGUGUGACAUACAACAAGAUUGUGAUGGUAGUAGCUUAUGGAAAUGGAAAGGACUGGAUUUUUAAAAAAUCUGUACUGUUCAAUGAUGAUAAAUAGCAAAAUUUAUUAUUUAAACAAGAGACAGCAAAAAAUACCAAUCAUUACCAGAUAGCCUGCUGCACAACAGGCACAGCAAAAUCAUACUUUUUAUAUAUGACUGAUUAUUUGUUAAUCUUCAUAUUCUGCUGCUUAUGUACUAAAUCAGUCAGUUAUUAUGAAGGAACUUGAUUGCUCUUAUGCACAGCAGGACCUGUGCAUUGAGAUAUUUUCUUUUUUCUCCUUUUCUAAAUAUCUUAUAACUACAGUUUUGGCUAGGCUAUGUGAAAUGUUUUUAUUGCACUUGGAGUUGAUGCAUAUUUGUUUCAGAGGAAUAAAAAGAUACAUGGUGGGAAAGCAUUAACUUUCAGUAGAAAGAAAGUGAUUUUUAAAAGAAAUGUCUGAGAUUCUCUGUCUUAAGAACAGAUCAUCCAAAACUGAGAAAUGUAUGUUGAACUUGGAAUUGUAAUUUAUUAAAAAUUGUAAAGAUAAA